AUGGAACACAAUAGAUAUGGAAAUAAAAGGCACGGCGGUGUUGGACGUCCACAUUUUCUGAGACCGAUUGAUGACGAUGCUGCUGCAACAAUUGUCGACGAAGGAAAAUUAAAUUUGGAAGCGGACCAAACAUCUUCAAUUAUUUAUCACAAUCCUUUCCUAGCCCUUUCUAUCCAACAACAACGCCAACGCUUGCCAAUAUCAAAAUACCGAAAUCAGUUACUUUAUUUGGUGGAAAAAUACAAAACAGUAGUGGUUGUAGGAGAAACAGGAUCAGGCAAAAGCACUCAACUCCCCCAAUAUCUCGCAGAAUUUGGAUGGGCUCAAGAAGGAAAGAAAAUUUGUAUAACACAGCCAAGAAGAGUUGCAGCAGUUACAUUAGCUAAUAGAGUAGCAGAAGAAAUGAUGUGUUCUUUAGGUUCUGAAGUUGGUUAUGCUGUUCGUUUUGAUGAAUGUAUUUCUGAUAAAACAAAAAUAAAGUAUGUUACGGAUGGUCUUUUGCUUAGAGAAUUAAUGAGUGAUCCAUUGCUAGAGGCAUAUAGUGUUGUAAUCAUUGAUGAGGCUCAUGAACGUUCUGUCAACUCCGAUUUAGUUAUUGGAUUACUUCGAAAAAUAAUUGCUAUAAGAGAUGAUCUUCGAAUUAUUGUUUCUUCGGCGACUAUUGAAGCAGAGAGCCCGAUCCGGGUCUUUUCUUUCAAGCUGAUUCGGGGCGGUAUUUUCUGGACCAAAACUGCUAGGACCUUGAAAACCCGGAUUUUAUCAAAAUACCCGUCUUUUAGGUUAUCGGGCCUAAAAACUUUGUGCCCGACCUUGUGUCUAACUUUAAAAUUAAUUUUUAGAGGAGUCCCAGAUUAUGUCCAAACAACAGUUGAUACAAUUCUAAGAUUGCAUAGAGAAGAACCGCCAGGAGAUAUUUUAGCUUUUCUAACUGGUCAAGAUGAAGUUGAACAAGCAUGUAAAUUGUUGGAAGGAAGUGUUAAAUCUUUACCUAAAGAUUUAGAUAAAUUGUUGAUUCUACCACUUUAUGGAGGUCUUUCACCAAAAGAACAAUUUCGUGCUUUUGAAUCAGCUCCAUAUCAAACAAGAAAAGCAGUUAUUACAACAAAUAUUGCAGAAACAUCAGUUACAAUAACUGGAAUUGUUUAUGUUAUUGAUUGUGGAUUUGUUAAAAUUAGAGUUUUUGGUAAAUUUCUUCAAGGGACUUAUUUUAAUUUACCACAGAUUCUGUGGACCGCAGUCUGCGUAAUUUUUGUUUUGAAGGUGGAUCGGAGUUUUGGAAAAUUCUUCGGGUUGAGUUUUGGUCGAAAAAUUCUGGUUAUCGGGUUUUGGGUAACUCGAGCCACUCCUGGCGUUACCAGGGAUCCUGCUGACAAAAAACUAAAAUUCCCGAUUUCGUUGAUUCUGGACGGCAGGAUCCCUGUCGUGUACUAUAGAAUCUGA
Molecule: messenger RNA, 1440 nt
Organism: Meloidogyne enterolobii
Lineage: Eukaryota; Metazoa; Nematoda; Chromadorea; Rhabditida; Meloidogynidae
Source: the annotation of a GenBank genome assembly